Messenger RNA from Galeopterus variegatus (Sunda flying lemur), 1383 nucleotides. It is a transcript of the gene ENTPD2, whose product is annotated as ectonucleoside triphosphate diphosphohydrolase 2. The record is from RefSeq and is a predicted model, not a curated record. The transcript is spliced from 9 exons. Gene Ontology annotation, molecular function: UDP phosphatase activity; GDP phosphatase activity. NCBI's taxonomy places the organism in Eukaryota, Metazoa, Chordata, Mammalia, Dermoptera, Cynocephalidae. The coding region runs from base 1 to 1383 and encodes 460 amino acids. Gene Ontology annotation, biological process: nucleoside diphosphate catabolic process. Gene Ontology annotation, cellular component: plasma membrane.
AUGAAAGGUCUAAAGACGGGAGCUCUGCAGUCGUGCCAGACCACGCGGCGGUGGCUGAUUCUCCACCCCUACCCCCAGUAUGGCAUUGUCCUGGAUGCUGGCUCUUCGCACACGUCCAUGUUUGUCUACAAGUGGCCAGCGGACAAGGAGAAUGACACGGGCAUCGUGGGUCAGCACAGCUCCUGCAAUGUUCGAGGUGGGGGCAUCUCCAGCUAUGCAGACAACCCUUCCGGGGCCGGCCAGAGUCUUGUUGAAUGCCUUGAACAGGCACUUCGAGACGUGCCCAAAGAGAGACACGCAGGCACGCCCCUCUACCUGGGAGCCACAGCGGGCAUGCGCCUGCUCAACCUGACCAGUCCAGAGGCCUCAGCCAAUGUGCUUGCGGCGGUGACGCAGACGCUGACCCAGUACCCCUUUGACUUCCGUGGUGCGCGUAUUCUCUCGGGCCAGGACGAGGGGGUGUUUGGCUGGGUGACUGCCAACUACCUGCUGGAGAGCUUCAUCAAGUACGGCUGGGUGGGCCGGUGGUUCCAGCCAAAGAAGGGGACCCUGGGGGCCAUGGACCUGGGGGGUGCCUCCACACAGAUCACCUUUGAGAUGGCCAGUGCAGCUGAGGAUCAAGCCAAUGAGGUCCAGCUACAGCUCUAUGGCCAGCACUACCGAGUCUACACCCACAGCUUCCUCUGCUAUGGCCGUGACCAGGUCCUCCAGAGGCUGCUGGCCAGUGCCCUCCAGACCCAUGGCUUCCACCCCUGCUGGCCAAGGGGCUAUUCCACCCAAGUGCUGCUCCAGGACGUGUUCCGGUCACCAUGCACUGCGGCCCAACGGCCCCGGACCUUCAACAGUAGCGCCAGGGUCAGCUUGUCUGGGAGCAGCAGCCCCAGCCUCUGCCGAGACCUCAUUUUGGGACUCUUCAGCUUCUCAUCCUGCCACUUCUCCCGAUGCUCCUUCAGUGGGGUCUUCCAGCCCCCAGUGGCUGGGAACUUUAUCGCCUUCUCUGCUUUCUUCUACACCGUGGACUUCCUGAGGACUGUGAUGGGGCUGCCAGUGGCAACCCUACAGCAGCUGGAGGCAGCCGCAGUGACCGUCUGCAACCAGACCUGGGAUGAGCUGCAGGCGCGGGCGCCAGAGCAGCGGGCCCGCCUGGCCGACUACUGCGCCGGGGCCAUGUUCGUGCACCAGCUGCUGAGCCGCGGCUACGGCUUCGACGAGCGAACCUUCCGCGGGGUCACCUUCCAGAAGAAGGAAUACGUGUGGAUGGCCACCAACACGAUUGUGUCUGAGACCCUCGAAUCUUCUCUGGCUAGCACAGACCCCGCAAUCCACCACCCCCAGAUCCACAUCAGUGACCUAGGCCAGACUGUGUGCUGGACUCUGGCCUAG